AUGAGCACUUGGUCGAGUCAGUUACGACACCACUACCGACAGUUGCAAGUAGCCUUGGGACGAGUUCGUAAAGAUCAAGUUCCUCCUUCCUCUCCGAGUCCUACGACACCUUCGGGAUCACGCCCACCGAGAUCUUCCCCUCCUUCGACCUCCUCCCCGAGACGGGCGAGCAGGGAGACUCAGGAGGAGCCACAGGGCGAAGCGGACACGGAAGAGGCGGAGCAGGCUACUGUGGGCCCUGAUGAAGUGGAGCUUCAACGAGACCAAGACUUGGUGGAUGACGAAGGCCCACCAAGUCCCUCAUGGCGGCGUCGAGGAGGUCAAGAUCGCAAAAGGCGAGACUCAGACUCGGAUGACAGCACCCGGGCCUUGGAAGAUUUGGAUCUUUGGGACAAGUAUGAUGAGUCCUUGCCUGAGGUCCUUCCCUCUGAAGUCCUUGGAUGGCUACUUUUGAGGCGAUCUGGAUUGGGACAUCAGUCCAGUUUGGCCGUGCAAUCAGCAGCCGGGAACUCCUUGAAGCUGGAGGAUAUCGAGAAGUCCCUCCGAUCCAUGGAGGACGAGCUCCUCAAUCAAGAACUACGACCUCGACACGGACUUGGACCUCCUGGCGGCAAAGGACGACAGCGCACCUAUUGGGUGAAAGAGGAUGGCGAGUGGUCAAUGUGGAUGGGUGACAACCGAGACUUGGAUGAAAUUUUCGAGGUGGGCGAAAUCCACUACGUGGGCAAGCGACUUCCUGCCCAGGUCCAUCCCGAGGUACCACUGCCUCCUCUUCAGGAUGAUUGGACUUUCUAUGGAUCCUGGUGGGAGCCCGAGCCUUACCAGGAAUGGGAUGGAGAACAGGACGCUGACGCCUGGUGGUAUGAUGACCUUCCGAUGGAGCAGCAGAAGGAGUUGGAAGAAGCCUAUGCCUUGGCAGACCAGAAAGCAAGGAGCUUUAUUGAAGCUCGACAGGCGGUCAAGGCCCGGAACCUUUCCAGAGGCUUCUACCCGUUCACUCCAGGCAACAAGGGCGGAGCCUUCAAGGGGAAGAAGGGCAAAGGAAAGAUGCGGCCCAAGGGGAAAGGGCCCUUCUCCUCUACGUCCUCUACGACGACUCCGGUGUUGGCGACUUCGGGCUCUGCCGAUGAACCCCAUCCUGGCUUCCUGGGUGCGGCCGUGGGAGAGCCUGGAUACACUGGAUGCUUCAUUUGUGGCUCGAAGCAUCAUGACUUCCGGUCGUGCCCCAAGCGUCAGUCAAAAGGUUCGGCCAAAGGACAGGUGCACUUUGCCAGUGAAAUGAUCUUUAUGAGUGAGGAGUGUUCCCCUCACCUGGAUGAGAUCUACCCGGUGACCGAGGAGCAGCCCAACGAGGCUAUCUACAGCCAGAGCUCCCCGGACGACCUUGCCGGUUAUGCAGUGCUGGACUCCGGGGCUACCGAGACGGUGGCCUCCCUUCCCGCGCUAGAGGCGCUUCUCAGGGUCCGUGGGGAUAAGAAUGCUUCCGGAGGGCCUCCCUCAUUCAAGGUCAUUGAGCAACCUGCCAAGAAGUUCAAGUUUGGAAAUGGUGAGUGCUCCCAGUCCUCCUCAUACCUUCUUUUGCCUCAGCAGAUAGGUGAUCAGCAGGUGGAGCUGGGCGUGUACACGUUGGAUGUAGUUGGGGUCCCCAUCCUCAUAGGCAUUAAGACAAUGAUGAAGUUGCAUGCCGUUGUGGACUUUGUGCAUUGCCGAGCCGUGUUCGCUGCGAUUGACCCAGGCCUGGUGGUUCCCUUGAAAAAGAGCAGAUCAGGACACCUCCUAGUGAGUCUGAAGGACAAUUGGUUGUCCCAAGGGCACCGCUUAGAUGCCAGGACUCUACAGCUCGAUCAUCUUCCCUCGGAUGCAAAAGAACCUUCAGCGUCGAGCUAUGUGAUUCAAGAGGUAGGUGGUUGCCGUGCCGGCGAUGCAGUUGCAGGCAGUCCUCUAGGAGCAGAACGUGUUGCUGAGUCCGUUGAGCAUGAGGUGAACCACGCGGUCAAGAAGCAGAGCGACCCCUUGGACGAAGAGCGCAUGGAAGGCCCGGACCCCUGCGAUCCUCGAUGUCAAGGGCCCCCAUGCUAUGGGAAUCACAAGGUGGCCAAGGCCUACAAGGGGAGUGUCACCGGAGCCAAUCAGUUUGCAGCUUGGACCGGUUGCGAGACUUGCAAACUGCGCCUCAGCUAUGCUCCAAGGAUGGGUUGUCACGGCAUUCACCGGAAGAGUGCCCCUCUGGCCAAGGAUGUGGAGUCUCUCUACAAGGACCUCCCCGCGGACACCGAGUCGUACCCCUCCAACCGAGAGAUUUCCCUCACUGCAGCGGAGAACUCUGCACUCCAAAGGUUGGAACAGUUGAGACGACUUCGUCAAGGGCAGCCCGGCGCCAAGGAGAAGGGGGACAAAACAUCCGUGAUCCCCCAGAAGAAUCAGGACCAUCCAGACAAGACCUCCGUGAUCCCGCAGAAGAAUCAGGUUCAUCCAGACAAGACCCCCGUGAUCCCGCAGAAGAAUCAGGACCAUCCAGACAACGACCUUGUGAUCUCUGCGGUCAACCAGGUAGCCACAGGGAGUCUGUCCAGUGCGUCGAGAACUCCCAAGGCACCACAGUCGCAAGGCAUCUCGUCCCAGCGAAGUAAUCCCCGAGGAUCUGGAGAGGACAACCUAGAUAGUUCGGUACAGCCCGAGCUCUUCUACACUGUCUUGGCCAAUGCAGACGAAGUGGAGGCGCAUGCACAGCACCUGCGGCUCCAAGAGCAUUACGGCUAUGAGCACAUGGAGUCCCUCAUCGAGCUCAUGAUUCCAAGAUCUUCUUCCCCGACGAGAUCACUUUCUUCACCAGAACGGAAGAGAAGUUUUUCUUUGGUCUUUGGGCUGUAUGCGCAUGGUAGUUACUUUGGCCACACGCGGGACACCAGGCAGUAUCCACAAGUGUGCCGUUACUUUAACGAAUGCCUGCGCCGGUUGACACCUGAAGGCCCCACAAGCUGGACAUCCUUUACCAUCUUGGUGAACAUGAAGGGGGCCAUGCAUCUCGAUGCUCACAAUUUGACCCACUCCAGUAACUUGGCUAUUGGAUUGGGCUCUUACACUGGGGGAGAACUCUGGGUAGAGCGACGAGAUGGUGAUGAGUUUGAUGUCCAGGCUCCAUUGGCGUGGAAGGAGAUUCCCGGAGGAACUCGAGCUCCGGGACAGACGAUGACCACCUGGCACCGUCCAGUGACGUUUUCGCCAAAACGAUAUCACCUAACGUUGCCCUGGACUGGAUCCAGGUAUGCUGUGGUGGCGUAUACGGCCCGGAGCCUUCGAGAAGCCUGUCAAGACCAAGAGCUGAUGCGUGAGCUUCGGAAUCUUCGAUUCCCAGUUCCUCUUCCUCCACAACCAGAACGCCUCCUCUACGCAGAUGAGCAGGAUGAGCCUUUGGAGGGCAACUUCCUGGAGUUCCAGGAGACGGUGACUUCUGCUGACAAGGAGGCUAUCCUCGCCGCUUACGUGAACUUCGAGGAAGGCCUCAACGAGAUCUUUUCGUUGUAUCCGUCUUCGACAACUACCAAGGUAGCCAACUUGUGCACUCCCUGGCUGAAACCUCUGGAGGCGGAGUGCGCGUUCCAGAAUGCUGAUUGGACAUAUGCCAUGCUUUCCCGUCGAGACGGGUGUGAUUUGUCCACCAACGCCGGCUUCCAUCAGGCCCAGAAGAGACUUCAAGAACUACAACCUGAAUGGCUUUGGUGCCAUGUUCCCCAAGGACCACCUGUCAUCUUUGAGAAGGAUGAGCCUUGGGUGGACCUUCGUGAAAGGAUCAAGGCCCGCCGGUACCUGAAGGUGGUUCGUCACCUCUUGCUUCUCUCGCGAGACCACCUGGCCCGAAAAGGGAAACUGGUUUGGUUGGCUCCUUCUGCCAGCCAAGUGUGGACCGUGACAGAAGUGAACAAAUUCUGGCGGUGUCAUGGUCAAGGGUCAGUGACUAAACCUACCGAGGGUGUGACCCUGGCUUCCAAUGUUGAAGAAGUUCGAAACCUUUCCUCCUCCGCGACUCCGGUGCGCUUGUGGGAGGAUUUGAUUGAGUCCACCAAGGCAGCAGCGACUUGGUUGAUGAACGAUGAAGGAGAACUUCCUAUCUACCCGGUUGAUACUAGCUGCCUGGAGACCUUGACUACGACGGAGCUCGAGAAGCUCUUCAACCAUGUACGGCAGCUUCAUCGACGGUUCGGACACCCCUCCAACAGGUUGCUGGUCAAGAAUCUCAUUCACCGGAAUGCUGAUGAGAAGGUGAUUGCAGCGGCCUCUAAGUUGGAAUGUGAUGAGUGCCUGGAAUCCCAAAUUAAGUUUCCCUCGCCUGCUGUGAACUUGGACAAGUGCGACAAGUUAUGGUCAUGCCUCCAAGCAGACGGGUUUCAUUUGCGAUGCGGGUCCAAGGUCUACCAUUUCCUCCUCAUGGUUGAUGAGGCCAGUGGCUUUGCUGUGAUCAGGGAGAUGUUCUCCCAUCCUGAGGAGGAGCACCGCAAUAUGACGGGGCCCGAGGUGGUUCAGACUCUCCAGGAGGCUUGGUUCCAGUAUUUCGGCUACCCUGAUACCUUGAAACUGGACUUGGAAGGUGCCCUGCGGAGCACCGUGCUGCGUGAAGCCUGCCUGGAUAAAGGGAUCGAUUUGAUCUCUGCUCCAGCGGAGUACCACGAAACGAUUGCGGACGUUGAGAGGGAGAUUGGCUAUGCAGCCCUGGCAGCUGUGACAGCCCACAACAGUUUGGGUCGGGUUCAUGGUUUCUCCCCUCUGCAAUGGGCCCUAGGCCGAGAUAUGUCACUUGGAGGCCGUCUACAUGAAGCUGAAGGAGAUGUUGUUUCCUCCACCCGCACAACGUCCUUCGACCAACAGUCGAGCUUACGUGCGGAAGCAGAGCAGGCCUUCCUCAAGCACUGUGCUCAUCAGCUGGCCUCCCGAGCCAAGAAUGCCAAGGUCCGAACCCAAGUCCGCUUCUUCCCUGGAGAUUUGGUGUAUUUCAGGAGGUACAAGGUGCCAGCCGACUUACCGGCUAACUCUUGGGUUGAUCGGCCUCGACUUCGUGGAGCUCGUUGGUAUGGGCCCGCCAGAGUUCUAGCCAGCGAGACAAAAGUUGAGAUCGGGUCUCGCAAACCCUCACAGGUGGUGUGGGCUAUCUCAGCAGGACGGCUGAAGAAGUUUCAUGCCACCCAGCUCCGCCACGCCUCCCCAGGAGAGAAGCUCACUCAAGAAGCCUUGAGAGAUGUCACAAUGCCAUGGACUAUGACUUCCCUGACCCGGCUCCUUGACAAAGGCUCUUAUGAGGAUGAAACUCGUACGAAGGCAGCCAGAUGGCCACAGCUGAGUCGAAAGAAGAAAGGAACAUCUCGGCGAGGCCUAGUACCUACUGCUCGGCCUCAACCUCCUGAACAGGAACCAUGCGCGGACCUCCCUCGACUACGUGAGCCUCCUCUUGCUCUCGGCGGUGAACAGCCUGGAUCUGAUGAUGAAAUGUUGACCGACGCUGAGAUGCAAAUGCGAAUGAAGCGACCUCAUUCUGGUGACGAAGAUGAUCGUCUCGAUGUUGAGCGCCUCUUGGGGGACCCAAGCUAUCUGCCACGACCUGCCGCUUCCUCCUUUCAGGAACAACGUCACCGGCAUGAACAGAGCGACCGACCAUGGCAUGUUCAAGUGGGCCAGUUGAUGUAUACCGAGGAGGAGUUCAAUGACGGUGUCUACUCAGUGGUGUUGGACAUGCCGGCUAACGACAAGGAGUGGCGAAAGGUCCUGAAGGAUCCCAAGAAAUUCUUGGCUAAGUCGGUCCAGAAGGGUGUUGAAGUUAGCUGGAAUCGAUUGGAUGACCAACAAAAGAGAGCGAUGACUGAGGCGAAGGAAGCUGAGGUCAGUUCCUGGCUCUCCAACAAGGUGGUGAAAGCAGCCCUUCCACACAUCAGUUCCGACCAGGCCUUAAAGAUGAGGUGGAUCUACACCUUCAAGGCAGCUGAGCCCGGGAAGGUCAAAGCGAAGGCACGGAUGGUUAUCCUAGGAUUCUCGGAUCCUUCCUUGUUGGAGCAAGAAACAUCGGCGCCAGCGAUGUCCCGUCAGAGCAAGAUGUUGUUCUUCAAUUAUGCUGCUGCCAAGAAGUGGCGAGUGCUGGCCGGAGAUGUGAAAACAGCUUUCCUUCAAGCUAGAGCUCCAGACCGCAAACAUCCUCUUUUCGCCAGGCCACUUCCAGAACUUUCGGCAGCUAUGGGUUUGCUGCCCGAGCAGAUGGUUGAGCUGAUGGGUUCCGCGUACGGCCUUACUUCAGCCCCUCGAGAGUGGUUUCAAGAUUUGACAGGAACUCUUCGGCGACUGGAAGCCGAACCCUGUGUGACCGAUCCUUGCCUCUGGCGGCUUUUUAGCGAGGAUGGCAAGAAGGUCAUCGCCCUUGUUGGCCUCUAUGUCGAUGACAUCCUGUUCUGCGGAGAUGAAGGAGAAGAGCGAUACAGUACCUUCCUUCAUGAGCUCCAUCAAGCCUAUGCUUGGAGCCCCUGGGAAAGCGACAGCUUCUCGCAUUGCGGUGUUCGCAUUCAGCAGUUUGCCGAUGGAAGUAUCCUCCUGGACCACAGCGAGUUUUGCUCAGAGCUGAUGCAGAUGCCUUCAAGGGAGAAAGGAGACACCUCGGAGAUGAAUCCCCAGGAGAUCUCCCAGGCUAGGGCCAUCCUGGGAUCGGCGCAAUGGCGCGCUUCCCAGACCGGACCGCAGCACAGUGCAAAGGUGUCCUACUUGUUGUCACUCCUCUCAACGAAGAGCUGCGAGGUAAUCGAGCAAGUGAAUAAGCUCAUAAGGGAGAUCCACUCGGCGAAGCACGUGAGCGUUCGAGUGCAACAGCUGAAUGGCGACCCCUCACAACUUAUGUUCGUGGGGUGGACGGAUGCUGCUGUCGCCAAUAGGCCAGACCUCAGUUCGACUGGAGGAUUUCUGUUUGGCCUGAUGCAUCCUGAAGAAGUUCGCCAAGGAUUUGGGAAAGUUAAUCCCAUCACGUGGCGCUCCGGACGUUUGCAUCGAGUGGCAAGAAGCAGCUUGUCUGCUGAGACCCAAUCGCUCGCAGACUUAGAUGGCGAGCUGAUGUUUGCACGCCUAACGUGGGGCGAACUACUAGGCCAUCGAGUGAGCCUCCCAGAGAAGGACCGCACCAUCCGAGAAGUUCCAGCCCUCAUGGUCAUCGAUGCAAGAGCCCUUUACGAUGCCCUCGAACGUGGCGACCUUACCAUCUCCAACAUGAAGGAUAAAUAUUCUGCAUUGGAGACAUUGGCUCUGGCUCAAAGCAUCGCACAACAAGCUACCAGUCUUCAGUGGACCGACAGCGACCAUCAGCUGGCGGACGGAUUAACGAAACUCCAGAAGCAAGAUGUUAUUCGCAAGUUUUUGAUCAACGGAUGCUGGAGACUUCGCUACCCAGGUGCUUUUAUGAGUGCUAAGAAGCGAAGAGCGCUGGAAGCAGCCUUGCCAUCGGGAGCCUGGGACCAGGAGCACUGA
Messenger RNA from Symbiodinium necroappetens, 7488 nucleotides. Lineage: Eukaryota; Dinophyceae; Suessiales; Symbiodiniaceae. The record is from the annotation of a GenBank genome assembly.